Messenger RNA from Miniopterus natalensis, 2623 nucleotides. NCBI's taxonomy places the organism in Eukaryota, Metazoa, Chordata, Mammalia, Chiroptera, Miniopteridae. The record is from RefSeq and is a predicted model, not a curated record.
AGGUGGGAAAUCCCAUGGUCCUGCUGUGCAUCCCUCCGGGACGGCUGUCCGAAUCCUCGUCCGCCAGGCAGUUUUGGAAUCGGAAAAAGAAGCUCUUCCUCCUCUAAAAUCCUGGUUGAACAGUAUAGUGCCUCCCAUCCAAGUCCCAUGUUUUAUGAGUAAAUAUACUGAGGGAGAUUCACCUGGAGAAGGAAAGGGGCUGGAACUGAGGUCACUGCAUCCCAGGCCAGGGCCGUGAAUCACCUGAGAAGGGAAGAGCAAGGAGCAAGUUUUCUCACUCCCAGGCUGGAGCUCAGAGCCAGCCCAAGGCAGGGGAGUAAGUUAGUGCCACCCCAUGCCCACCGUGUUCUGUAAAUAAAUCUCUUCCUGCCUGCCCUGGCACUGGAGUCUGUUCCACUUUCCUCCUGCCCCUAGCAUCCCUCUCAUCCUGGCGCUUCUCACUGGGGCAUUCCUUCCUGUCCCCGUCCUGCUCCUUGGGCCUGAACAAACAUAUCCACCCUUUAUUCACAGCCUCCAGCCCUCGUUUACCCCGCUCCAGAAUUCCAUUUUCCAGAGUCCACAACAUUUGUUCUUACCAGCCUUAUGGGGUUUCCCACUGUCCCCAACAAGUUGGAUGGGUUCCUUAAGGGUCCAUGUUGGUCCAUCUUUCAGGAUGAGCCUGUGGAGUGGGAGACAUCAGACCUUUCUCAGGCUGAGAUUGAACAGAAGAUCAAGGAGUACAAUGGCCAGAUCAACAGCAACCUCUUCAUGAGCCUGAACAAGGAUGGCUCCUACACAGGCUUCAUCAAGGUUCAACUGAAGUUGGUGCGCCCCGUCUCAGUGCCCUCCAGCAAGAAGCCACCCACCUUGCAGGAUGCCCGGCGAGGCCCAGGGCGGAGCGCUGCAGUGAGGCGCCGCACCUCCUUCUACCUACCCAAGGAUACUGUCAAGCACCUGCAUGUGUUGUCACGCACGCGGGCACGAGAGGUCAUUGAGGCCCUGCUGCGCAAGUUCUUGGUGGUGGAUGACCCCCGCAAGUUUGCGCUCUUUGAGCGGGCUGAGCGCCAUGGCCAAGUGUACCUCCGGAAGCUGUCAGAUGAUGAGCAGCCCCUGCGGCUGCGGCUCCUUGCCGGGCCCAGUGAGAAAGCCCUAAGCUUUGUCCUGAAAGAGAAUGAUUCUGGGGAGGUGAACUGGGAUGCCUUCAGCAUGCCUGAACUCCACAACUUCCUGCGCAUCCUACAGCGGGAGGAAGAGGAACACCUCCGCCAGAUCCUGCAGAAGUACUCCUACUGCCGCCAGAAGAUCCAGGAGGCCCUGCAUGCCUGCCCCCUGGGGUGACCUUAUACCCCUGGGUAGAAGGAGGAGAGUAGGCAGCACAAAGGGCGUGCCGUGUGAGUGUGACAGGGCCUGUGUGGCCUGAGGAAUGAGUGUGCAUGGAGGCCCUCAUCUUGCUGGUGGAAUGAACCCAGAGAAUGGCGAAGGAUCUGGCCCUGCGUCCACCCAUGUGCGCCCUCUGCCGUUCAUGUACUGAGUCAUGGUGGGCCAGGGCUGCCCUGGGAAGGUGCUCCAGGCUUGCAGCAGAGGUAGAGCAGACAGACGUCUCUCUCCUUAAUUCGUGUCUCAGAUGCGAGAAUCUAGGAGACCCAACAAACAGAAUAGGGUCAUGUUUGCAGGGAUGAGGACUCUCAUGUAUGAAGAGAGGUAUGUUUUGGAUCUUGGAUGGGGUCUCAGGGCAACCCUAUCAAAGCCAGUAGUGGGUGUUCAAGAUAAGCAAGAUAAGACAGACAUCAAGGAAGAGUCUAGAUUUCCCUCUACAGUACCCUCUGGUGCUAUCUCAUGGUGUAGUAACAGUGCCUCAGUGCCUCCUCCAAGGAGGAUGUCCCUGGACGGGGUCUGUGUGAAUGUGGGCACUGGUCGAAGUCCACGCCUUGUUUGCCAGUCAAAGCCAGGGUCUUUACUUCGGGUAUUUUUGAUGAUGUGUGUGAAUGUAUAUUUUGUGGCCUCAGCUGAAUGCCUCCUGUGGGGAAAGGGGUGGGGGUGACAGUCAUCAUCAGGGCCUGGGGCCUGAGAAAAAUUGGCUGAAUAAAGAUUUAAGAACCUCCUGCUUUUAGAUUCUGUAUUAUGGGCCCUCAGCCCCAGUUGCCCUUCAUGCCAGUGGCUGCCCAGGGUGAUGGACAGGCUCACAGAGCACCUUUUCAAGGUCACCAUGGGACCAAUCUAUGAAGGAUUUGUGGUACAGAUAUGUAAGUCAGCACCCUGGGCUCAGGUCUUGAUAAGAAUAUCAGCUGCAGCUAGCGCUUAGGGAAACCACACACCCUGCAAGCUGUGAGAGGCGCUUCACCAAAUAUUUAUCGAGCCACUACUGAGGACCUGACACUCACUGCUCAUGGCACCGAAAGUACGUCUGUUAAUUCUUGCCUUCCUGAAGCAUACCUUCUGCUGGGUUUGUAAAGAACACUGAAUUUGAAUUCUUAAGGCCUUAAUGUGGCUGUAUGACAUUUGGCCAGUUCCUUAAUUUUCCAUAGACUUGGUUUCUUCUCCACAUGCCACAGUGGUGAUCGAAAAAAAACGGCGUGGGAAUAGAAUGAGGCCAGAGAGGCACCGCGCCACCUGGCCUGGGGUCAAAAGAGUGCUGGUGGUUGGG